AUGAAUGCCAUCAGAGAAAAUCGAUCGAUAGCUUGUCAAUAACCAGUCGCUACCCGACACCGUCAGCGAACUCAACCAGGCGUGACUCCGCCGUGCCGUUAACGGUGAGUGAACUCUGUAGUGAACGGGACCCAGAGGUCGGUUCCACCCUAGAUGCGGGUGUAACUCCACGCGUACCAAGACGAGGAUCGGCGGGAGGCGCUCGGGAUAAGUUGAAAGUGAUUCUGGCUAACAAGGAAAUGAUCGAGAGAAGGAGAAAAUGACACCCCGGUUGUCCUUCGUUGCCGCCGCUGGAUUUUACCUGCUGGUUCACGUCAUUGUCCUUGCAAAGAAAUGCAGUGACAUUCCUCCCCCAUGUCCUGGGAAUCAAUACUGCAUCGACAGUGAUAACAACAACGUCGUGUGUCCAGCUUGCAGUGAUGCAUGUAACGGCUGUUACGGUCCAAACGAUGAUAACUGCCGGUCAUGCGCAGUGGGCUAUGUUCGAGAAGGAAGACGUUGUGUGGACUGCCCGCUGAACACGUUCGGGUGGAACUGCACCGGGACGUGCCACUGUCUGGUGGACGACAGCUGUAACAAGUCGGAUGGAGCCUGCAAGUACUGGAAGUGUGCGGAGGGCUGGACCAAUCUGCCUCUGUGCCAGGACCCUUGUCCUGACAACAAGUUUGGCCUAGACUGCCAACUCACGUGUCACUGUCUGAAAAACGACACAUGCAGCAAAAUCAAUGGACAGUGUUCCCUGGGGAAGUGCUUUCCUGGAUUCGGCAGUGCGGGCUGUCAGUGGCAUCUCCCCAAGUUACUGACCCCUCCUACUGUUGAAUACGCAAUAUGUGCCGAGGUUCGUUUGUCGUGGAAGGCGUUUGUAGACGACUAUGAUAUCGGUACUGGACCCGUCAUAGCUUACAGCGUGCACAGGUUGGAGAACGCCACCGCCUAUUGGGUGAGGUUGACCACACUCUACGUCGAGACCAACAAGACUCAGUACAGCCACGUCGCCAGCAAUCUCGUGCGCGACGCAGACUACCAGUUCCGUGUUGACGUGCACGGCGACGACGACGGCAAACUCAUGUACGCCCCCAAGGGCUUCGUUACAGACUGGGUCCACAUUCCGUGUACAGUGCCUCCAUCAACCACAGUCCCGCCUCCAACCACUGAACGACCAAGUCAAGAACUGAUUGCGUCUGCUGUAGUAACCCUGGUGUUACCCAGAGGAGACAUCCGGUUUGCGUGGCUGUUGACCAAUGAUGCCGCGGUCCUGGAUCUCAGAAUCACUGUCUUCUACCAGAUAAUCGGGACUGGGGACUGCAACAGCACAGGCUCCGGAAACAUACGAAGCAUCCCCGUUACCAAGGAUACUACCAAAGUGGACAUAACAAAUCUGGAACCGUGGCGCGUCUAUGAACUGACGCUUCAGGUUGAGGUCCCUGACCGAAACAUCACAAACAGUCUGAUAAAGACGGUGGCCACGAAGGAAACAGCUCCUUCGGGUAAUGUGACUGAUAUAACCGCCGAAGAUGUGACGGCUACUGCAGUCAAGGUCACGUGGUCACCGCCACCAUGCGACACUCGGGGAGGCGUCUUGCUGCGAUAUGACGUCAUGCUCAGCAAUUCGUCAGGGUUCAGAAAUACGACCUUCAGCAGCGUCACCUUCGUGAUCUUUGAUGACCUGGUUCCAUUCUCGUCCUAUUCCGUGAAAGUUCGAUACGUCAACAAAAUAGCUUCAGGGCCAUUUUCUGAGGAAGUUACUAUAGUAACUGCGCAGACAGCCCCAAGCCCAGUGACGAUAGUGUCUGCGUUUGAACAGGAGCAAGACGUGAACGUCACGUUCAGGAGACCGGACAGGGUGAACGGGAUUCUGGUCGACUACACCAUCAUGUACAGCACCAACAAACACUUCGACCUUCCCACCAGCCUGACCCUUGCUGCCAACCAGACAUUCCCAGAACCUCUUCCAAGUGUCAGCAUUGAAAAUCUUAAACCAUUUACCCUAUACUACAUAAAGGUCCGAGCCAGCACUGAAGCAGGGUACGGGUUGUACGGCGCCGUCGUCAACGUCACCACGUUGCAGGGAUUCCCGUCGGCUCCCAAAUCGGUAGUGAAGGAUUUUGUGAACGAGACGUGCAUAUCCAUUUUCUGGGAGCCUCCCUUCAGCACUAACGGCGAAGUCGAUGGCUACCAGGUGUUGUACCGAGAAGCGUCAAAGCCGGAAAGCUCCAACAUGCGAGACGAAGUGAACACGACGAUUAACAUGUACACCAAGUGUCUUCUCAAACCAGGGCGGCUCUACACGUUCUCUGUGUCGGCACAGAAUUCACGGGGAUAUGGUCUGUCCAAAGUGUUAAACAUCUGGACUGAGCAUGGCACCCCCGUAUCUCCACAACCCCCAAUCUAUAUCAAUUCAACUUACACAACAAUAACUAUUAGCAUUCAACCAGUUAUCCUAACAACGGGCCCACUGACAGCCUACAUGCUUCAAGUAGAAAAGGUAAUAAUAAAAAGUUCCAGAAGGAAGAAGGAGAUAACCAUUCCUGGAUACGUGACGGCGCAGCUGUCAAAAAGCAAUGUUACCAGAGAAACCGUAUUUGUAGUUGGGGACGGAAACGUGUACGGCGGUGUCAUGAAUCCACCUCUGGAAAAUGCGAGCUACUAUAACAUUUACUACGUCGUGAACAGUACCUUGAAUGACGUAACAAAACUCUCAUACGCCAAAACGCUCGCCGCCAUUCUUACUGUUCCCGGUCCGAUUGCCCCGACUGUGAAACCACCCAUAGAAAGUACGACCAUCGUUGUACCAGUCGCGGCGGAUAACACAAAUCUGAUUAUUGGCAUCGUGCUGGCCAUUUGUAUAUUGCUGAUAAUAAUACUGCUACUUAUUCUUCUGUACUGGUGGUACAGACGCCGUCGACGAAAGUACUACUAUCGUCCAAACACAAUCAAGAACAACUUCGACCUGACGCCAUCGAAGGACGAUUAUGAUCCUGAGAAGUACUGGAAUAAAAUUUACUCACUGCGGGAGAGCAGGUUCAUUGUCGCGGGCAGACAGUAUCUUCCAGACGACACUACCGGCACGGCGGACUCCCCGGGAUUGCAGGGGGACAAUCCGCCGAUCUCGUUCGUCUCCGAGUUCAAGAAAAUCCCCCACAAGACGAAAUCUUCGUGCCAAGAGGCCAAGAAGAGAUACAACGAGCCGCUCAACCGGUUCUCGUACCUGCUUCCCUACGACAAGAACCGGGUGGUCUUGACGCCCGACAGAACGUCCGAUCGGGACUACAUCAACGCCAGUCACGUGCAGGGCUACGAUCACUACCCUUACAUCGCGGCCACAAGCCCCUUUGACGGGGAUACGGUGCUGGAUUUCUGGAGGAUGAUACACCAAUACGACAUCAGGACCAUCGUGAUGAUCACAAAUGUUGUGGAGGACAACAUUGUCAAGUGUACACAGUACUGGCCAGAUGGUGGCAUGGUAACCUGGGGGGAUUUCCUGCUCGAGUUGGUCGACAUGGAUCAGUACGCAGAUUAUGUCAUACGGACAAUCACUGUGACGAGCGUUGAUACCAGCAAGACUGUUGCAACCACGCUGUUCGAAUAUACCUCGUGGCCUGACCAUGGCGUGCCCGAUGACCCCAUCCCUCUGCUGGAGAUGAGGUACAAAGCGUGGCAACACCACGGAGAAAACAACGCCGGCCCUAUGGUCGUCCACUGUGGGACUGGUGUGGGCAGGACGGGCACCUACAUAGCGAUAGACUCUCUCAUCCAGCAGUAUUCUAAAGAAGGGAGGAUCAGCGUGUUUGGCUUUGUCCGCAGACUGCGCACACAGCGGCCCUUCAUGGUGAGGACGCCGAAACAGUAUGUGUUUAUAUACGAAGCGCUCUUUGAAGAGUUCCAGGCAGGGGACACGACCGUCGGGAACGACCUGAAGGAGAGGUACCACGACCUGACGACGAAGAACUACAAGACUGGUCACUCCUUCCUGAAGGACCAGUUCCGACUGUUGGAGUCCUUCACGCGGCCGCUGCACCCGCCCACGCUCUGCCGCACAGCGCUGCUGUCCGUCAACUACAACAAAAACCGGUACCCGGACGUCAUCCCCAACGACGACUACCGCCCGAUGCUGGUGACCCCUGGCGGACUGGGCAGGACCGACUACAUCAACGCCACGUUCGUGGACAGCUACCGAAAGAAGGACGCCUUCAUUCUGACGCAGACGCCGUUGCACACGACCGUCAUCGACUUCUGGAAGCUGGUCUGGGACUACAACGUCAACACGAUCGUCAUGGUGGAGAACUACCUGCACACGGACGACACGUGCGCCGAGUACUGGCCCGACGUGAACGUGAAGAAUUUCGAGCCCUUCUUCAUCGAGCUGACGGCCACGUGCCAGCAGGACAACGUGACGAUCAGGAGCUUCAAGAUGUUUUCCUCGCACAGGAGCCACGAGCCGGCGCGCUUCAUUCGCCAGUUCCAGUUCAACGCCUGGGCCGAGCCGGACCUCGUGCCCGUGUCCAAGACGAUGCUGCUCGACCUGGUCGACCUGGUGAACGACUGGCAGGUGGUGUCCAACCAGAACGAGAACCCGGUCGUCGUGCACUGCAAGGACGGGGCCACGCACAGCGGUCUGUUCUGCGCGCUGUCCGUCGUCUGCGAGAAGAUGGCCGUCGACGGGGAGGUAGAUCUGUACCACACCGUGAAGCACGUCAAGAGGAGACGACCCCAGGUCGUCGCUCACUCAGAACAGUACCGCUUCUGCUACAAGACACUGUGGGACUUCAUUAACGUGAGGAUGCCAGCGGGAUCAUUCUCAGGCAGUCUUGACGCAUCAAAAGAUGGUAAGCACCAGGCGCUGGCCAGUCUCAAUCUGACAUCAUUCUACGAUACGCUCUAGUACCAAACAGGAGGAUGUGUUGCUUGUGUUCACUGGUUUUCGUGUUAGCAGUGGAAUAUCAAGAGUGAGACCAGUCGCGAACAGUUUGACGGGUUCCAUCGUAUCCAGUCCUAUCCUAACAAUCGCAAAAACUAGACUAGCGAGCUACCUUCUGAACUCCGAUUAUUAAAAUAGGUAGUUUGGAUGUAUAAGCAGGAUAUGCUCUCCAUAAAAAAAAAAGCUGAACAGUUUAGACAAAUACAUUAUUUUAUUUAAGCUCGCCUGUGUUAGGGGUACACGUAUACAUUUGUGUUGGAUUAAAUGCAUUAUUCUUAAUUAAAAACAGGAUUGCACGGCAGCUGAUAGCCUAACGUCAAAAUCGCACACAUAUUCUGUGACUUCAAAUCUACAGUGUGUAUACGUUCCCCUUCAGUUAAUGAUAAGACGAUUUGCAAAAGUGUAAGCAGUUAGCUUUAACGUAACUUUGAGUUCAGUUAUAAUACAAAAAUAUCGCUCACAAGUGAGACCAUGGAUGUGAAUUUGUUUUAGCUUUUUAAAAGUCUGAUUUCAGCCUUCUGUGUGAAAUAAUUUUGAACUGAAAUACUCAAAAAUUGCCUUUUAUUGACUAUCAUGUAAUUUCAGCUUUUUAAAGGUCAUUUCAGCUGUUAGUUUUGAAUGGGUAUCACACCCCUUUGAUUGAAAACAUAUUGUAUUCCAUAUAAUAUAAUAUAAUAUAAUAUAAUAAUAUAAUAUAAUAUAAUACAUGUAUAUACACAAACGGAUUGUGCACACGUUAUCCAACUUACGAGGCCUUGUGUGGUAUGGCGACAAGUUGAAUAAAGUAUAUUUUGGUCAAAAUAAUAUGUACAGGCGUGUAGUUUAGAUACUGUUUUGUUGGGAUACUAAAAACAAAAUGAACUAUCUCCAAACGUGGACCUUGAUCACAUCACAACAUCGUCACCCAGCAGCUCGUGGAUAUAGGUUGCCUAAUUGUCCAACCUUUAUGCUAACGCAAUUAAGGCAAUAUGUCGUUAACCUUCUUUCCUGGCUACACAUUGGUAAUUUACAGACAUCACUUUCAAGAACGUCAACAAUGGCUGGAUAUCUUGCUUGAUAUGAUAGUAUUAAUGGAACGUUAGUGUUAUUGUCGUCUUAUCUGUUGGUGUUUAUGGAGCAUGCGUCAGGUCAAGUUCUGUUUUUGGUCGGACAAUAUACAAAUGUCGUUACUUGAAAUUCAUUUAAUUGUGUAAAUGGUUAUUUUAAUUGUUUUGUGUUAACGCUAGAUGUUAGUCAUUAUAAUUGACUUGUUGAUAUGCAUUCCAUGUUUUCCAAGUGCUUCUACUGUUCAACGGCAUACAGGUUUGUGUUGUUUGCACCAUCAUAUUCAGCUUCGUAUAUUAGGAACAAGGGACCUAAUUCAUAAAUUUAAGAUGCUGUUUAAGAGAGUUUUGUGAAAAAAGGUCUCAGAAAUGUAAACGUUUGUGCUUAUUCCAUAAAUCGGAUGGAAAAUGUGACAAUGACAUUGACAGUACGUUUAACAUAAACAUGUACAUGCACAAACAUAAUCAUACACACACACACACACACACACACACACACACACACACACACACACACACACAUCUUCACAUACGUUGUUUUCGCUUCCUAUUUAUU
Messenger RNA from Gigantopelta aegis, 6517 nucleotides. RefSeq names its product receptor-type tyrosine-protein phosphatase kappa-like. Gene Ontology annotation, biological process: protein dephosphorylation. The transcript is spliced from 14 exons. The coding region runs from base 260 to 4882 and encodes 1540 amino acids. Lineage: Eukaryota; Metazoa; Mollusca; Gastropoda; Neomphalida; Peltospiridae. Gene Ontology annotation, molecular function: protein binding; protein tyrosine phosphatase activity. The record is from RefSeq and is a predicted model, not a curated record.